Molecule: messenger RNA, 1553 nt
Organism: Camelina sativa (false flax)
Lineage: Eukaryota; Viridiplantae; Streptophyta; Magnoliopsida; Brassicales; Brassicaceae
Biological process (GO): snRNA transcription by RNA polymerase II; snRNA transcription by RNA polymerase III
Cellular component (GO): snRNA-activating protein complex
Molecular function (GO): sequence-specific DNA binding
Source: RefSeq, a predicted model, not a curated record
CGAUUCAUCUCUCGUCGUCGCCAUUCAUUCACCGGUUCCGGUUCCGAAGCGGGAAUCAGAGGUUGGACGGCGCUUCCGUGCUUCUUACAAAUUCGCUUCUUCUUCCUUCCUUCUCCGUGCACCGCACCGACGAAUUAGGGUUUCUUCUGUCUCUUCACUCAGAUCUUAGCCAAAUUGAGAACAACGACUUGAAACUUAAUCCUCAGCCUCUGAACCUGGAUGAAUCUUUCUCCGUUCAAGAGAGAUAUAGAUGAGCUCAUUGGCGAGUUUGUGGAGGGUGAUUUGACAACGUUUGCUGAUAUGAAGAGCGUGUGGCUAUCCCGAAAGUUUUCUUAUAUAUAUGAAGCUAGUCCUAACAGCAACUUAGCGUUUUUCAUGCAGUCGCUAUAUGCGCAUACCAUUGGUCACAUGGUUAGUAUUGAUUCUUUUUCACGGAGACUUGGAGGUCUUUAUUGUCUCUAUUGCCUUCAUGAGAUCCAACCUUUUAAACCCAAGUUCAAAGUUUAUAUCUCACUUCAAGAGCUUGGGAAAUUUAGGGAUCUUGUAGUCGAGGCAAAAGAUAAAGGUGUAGAGAUAGCUGCUGCUGUGGCAAAACAAAUGCUUGAUAAGAACAUGUUUAUAUUUGGAGCUGUGGGUGAAGAUUCUGCAACCAAGAAACUUAAUCAAUUAACAGAACUACAGAACGCACGAGUGCGGUUUGCCUAUGAUAAAUUACUCUCUGAAACCGAGAUCGAGCAAUUUAUUCAUUUGGAUAUGGGUAACGAAGUUGAUCUGAGUUCCCUACAUAAAAGGUCUUUAGAUUAUGCAGAGGCCAAAAAGCGUGCAAUCAAAGGAGCAGGAGAAAUAGUGGAGAUUGAAGACAUAAAGCACAUAUCAGAAGAGAAAGAGUUGAUGGGAGAGAAAGUGGAGAGAUUGAAAGAGGAAUGGGAUUCACAAAGAGUUUUAUUAUAUGAACAAACCAAGCUUGAUGGUCUUACUAGGACACAGAAACUAUUGAAAGAUGUGGAACAUGAUGAAGAUGAUGGGUUUGAUGAGCUUGAUCACUUACUUUCUCAGAGCUGAUUUCGACAUUUGCAAUCACCGUUUAAAGAUUAGGAUGCGUGCAAAUGAAAAAAGCUCUCUGUAGAUAUGGCAUUUACAGGUAGAUUUUGAUGAAUUUUGCUAUUAACUCUUUUAUCAAUGAUAAUCUUUUGUUUAAUCAGGUAAUGUGAACAGUCAGGUUGCGUCAGAGAGCUAGUACAAAUACAAUCUCAUUAAAUCAAGAGAGCAACAUGCUGCUUAGUAAAACAAGGUGAUUAAGAAUGUUAAUCCCGGUUUGCAGUUUUAUGGUAAUUAACAUGUUGAUUAGGAGAAUACGUAUAAUUGGUUAGUAAUAGUUUGACAAGGUGAUUAGUUAAGAAUGUAAUCCCGGUCUGCGAUUUCUAGUUGUUACUUGAAAUGAGGCAAUGCUAUGUUUCUUUUCUCCAACAGCUUCUCGAAACUUGAUACAAAACUAGAAAUCUGUAGUUCUGAUUCUAUAACCUGUAAUUUUAUUGUCGAUUAUUAGUUUUUAA